GGAUCCGAUUUCGAUCUCUAAAUCCAGUUUCUCCUUAGUCAUUGAGUGCUACUCCCCAUUAACAAUGGAGCUUCAGUUUCACUACUUGUUAACCUUGUUUGCUUCCUUUCUUUUCUUGUCAGUAGUAGUUAAGAUCUUGAAGAAGAUGAAAACCAUGGAGUCGAACAUCAAGCAGCUGCCACCAGGGCCAUGGAAAUUACCCUUGAUCGGAAACCUGCAUCAGCUAGUUGGCUCACUCCCUCAUCGCAUCUUGAAAGGCCUCGCCGAUCAACAUGGACCACUGAUGCACCUUCAGCUCGGAGAAACCUCCAACAUCGUCGUUUCUUCGCCGGAAAUCGCCAAGGAAGUCUUGAUAACACAUGGUACUAUCUUUUCCGAACGACCUUUCGUGAUCGCCAUAAACACGAUUACUUAUGGUUACAGGGACAUUGCCAUGGCACCCUACGGUAAUUACUGGAGACAAGUACGAAAGAUUUGUACUUUAGAGCUUUUGACAGCGAAAAGAGUCAAGUCAUUUGAAUCAAUCAGACAAGAACAAGUCUCGAAUCUGGUUAGAUACAUAUCAGCAAAUGAAGGGUCGCAGAUCAAUCUUAGUAAGAAAGUAUUUGGCUUGACGUAUGGGAUCACAUCGAGAGUAGCAUUUGGUAGUCAGUACAACGAUAAGAACUUGUACUCAUCUGUUGUUGAUGAAAUAGUAAAACUGGCUUCUGGUUUUAGUAUUGCGGACAUGUACCCUUCUUCCAAAGUGCUCCGAUUGAUGAGUGGAAUGAGCAAAAAGCUUGAGACUUUGUUUAAGAAGAGCGAUGCGAUACUUCAAGGCAUCAUCGAUGAACAUAGGGAGAGACUGGAGAGAGGUGAUCAAGGAGAAGAAGCCAAGGAAGACAUGGUUACUGUUCUUUUAAAGAUUCAGCAACUUGGUGAGCUCGAACUUCCCCUGUCUGACAAAGACAUCAAAGCAAUCAUUUGGGAUGUUUUCAUUGGGGGGAGUGAGACAUCAUCAACGAUCGUCGACUGGGCCAUGUCGGAAAUGAUGAAGAAUCCGAGGGUACUAAAAAAGGCACAAAAUGAGGUAAGAAAUGUCUGUAAUGAAAAAGGAGACGUGGAUGAAGCAAGUAUUCAAGAACUAAAAUAUUUGACAUUUGUAAUCAAAGAAACCUUGAGGUUACACCCUUCGUUCCCUCUGUUAAUUCCAAGAGAAAAUAGAGAGGAGUGUGAAAUUAAUGGAUAUCGAAUACCUGCAAAGACAAGGGUCAUCGUCAACGCAUGGGCUAUAGCAAGAGAUCCGAACUAUUGGACCGAACCGGAGCGGUUUUAUCCCGAGAGAUUCUUGAAUAGUUCGAGUGAUUACAAAGGAGCCAAUUUGGAGUUCAUUCCAUUUGGUGCCGGAAGGAGAGUUUGUCCAGGCAUAUUGUAUGCACUUCCUAACAUCGAGUUGCCUUUGGCUAAAUUGCUUUACCACUUUGACUGGAAGCUUCCUAAUGAAAUGGGACAUGAAGAUUUAGAUAUGGCUGAAGCUUUUGGUGUGUCUGCCAAAAGAAAAGAUGAUUUAAUUUUAAUUCCAAGCAUUCAUAAAACAUGUGUAUGAUGAUUAAUAAUUUUA
Molecule: messenger RNA, 1600 nt
Organism: Hibiscus syriacus
Lineage: Eukaryota; Viridiplantae; Streptophyta; Magnoliopsida; Malvales; Malvaceae
Product: tabersonine 6,7-epoxidase-like
Exons: 2
Coding region: 65-1585 (506 amino acids)
Molecular function (GO): heme binding; iron ion binding; oxidoreductase activity, acting on paired donors, with incorporation or reduction of molecular oxygen
Source: RefSeq, a predicted model, not a curated record